This is a messenger RNA of Sphaeramia orbicularis (orbiculate cardinalfish), 4619 nucleotides long. RefSeq names its product alpha-2,8-sialyltransferase 8F-like. The coding region runs from base 581 to 1666 and encodes 361 amino acids. Gene Ontology annotation, molecular function: alpha-N-acetylneuraminate alpha-2,8-sialyltransferase activity. Lineage: Eukaryota; Metazoa; Chordata; Actinopteri; Kurtiformes; Apogonidae. The record is from RefSeq and is a predicted model, not a curated record. The transcript is spliced from 7 exons. Gene Ontology annotation, biological process: oligosaccharide metabolic process; N-glycan processing.
GCUUGGGCUCAGGGGAGAGGGCGGAAAACAGAAGGAGCUUUAGCUUUGGGACUCCAGAGGAAAGUAGAAUAGUGUCUGUAUGAGCACAUGAGGGAAAAGAAAGAAGAUGGAUGAGACUUCGAAGGGUGGUAGAGCAGCAAAAGACUGAUUUCAAUACUGCUGAUCUGGACACAGAAGAGAGGAAAAACAAAACAGCAGUGCACACAAGGCUUGUCUGAACAAGAAGCAGAAAAAAGGAGGCGGAUAACAGAAGAGGCAUGCUUUUACUCACCCAAGAAGGGGGAGAAACAGUGAGUCAAAGCAGGCAGACAGACAGGAAGAGGCUGAGGGGGAAAGGAGGAGGAGGAGGAGGAGGAGGAGGGUCAAGGGAGGAAAAAGAAAGCAUAACUAGAGAGACCAGAGAGGCAAAAGAUUAACAGUUUUCAGAGGGUGACUGUAAGAGAGUGAGGUUUACAGCCGGGGAGGGGAGGAGGAACAAUAUAAACACAGUGACAAGGUGACAGAAAGCAGUAACGGGUCAGUGUUGAGCAAGGUGAAGUGAGACAAGAGGGUGAGUGGGUUAGUGUGGGAGGGGGGAGGUAUGAGGGGACAGCACUUGAAGUCACUCUUCUCCUGCACGCUCACUGUCCUGUUUCUGGGGACCCUGCUGACCACUUUCAUCUGGUACACAUCCAACGACAGUCAUGUGGAACCUCACAGAGUAUCUACUCAGAAGAAAACUGAGAAAAGAGCCCCCUCUGUGUCCUCUGACAACUGUAAUGGCUGCAGUAAAGUCAUUGAUAAAGUGUUAGAGCAGUAUUCUCAAACCUGGACCAAGCAGGAGGAAAAUUACAAAAAAUUCAGAUCUCAGCUGAACGCCAAGUGCCAUGGCUUCAACAAGGCCAUUGUCACCCAGGCCAACACCCCGGUAGGAUCGAAGCUCGUGUACGAUGGUGAGAAAAAGAAGGUUCUCCAGGUGACCCCGGAGCUUUUCAGCACAUUUGCGAAGGCGCCUCUAUUUUCAAAUAAAACAUGGGACACAUGUGCUGUGGUUGGAAACGGAGGGAUCCUGACCAACAGCAGCUGUGGAAACACAAUAGAUUCAGCCCAGUUUGUCAUCAGGUGCAACCUACCUCCUUUGGAGAAUGAAUUUAGGACACAUGUGGGCAGCAAGACCGACAUUGUGACUGCAAACCCAAGCAUUCUUCUAGAGAAAUAUGGGGCUCUGUUAGGACGUCGCCGUCCAUUUGCAGAAAGUCUGAAGAUAUAUGGUAACUCCAUGCUGCUCCUUCCUGCUUUUUCCUUUGGCCACAACACUCCUGUGUCUCUGCGGGCCCUUUACACUGUUGAGGACUUUGGGAUCCCUGUUCGGCCCAUCUUCUUCAACCCCGAGUACCUCCACAGUCUGGCCAGUUUCUGGCGCAGCCAGGGCCUGAGAGCAGUCCGGCUCAGCACUGGUAUAAUCAUGGUUAGCCUGGCGCUGGAAAUUUGUACCAAUGUGCACCUGUAUGGCUUCUGGCCUUUCAGUAACCACCCACACGGAUUCCAACCCCUCACUAACCACUACUAUGAUGACAGACAGACAAAAAAGAAAUUUCAUGCCAUGCCUGUUGAGUUUGACCUCCUGCUGCGGCUGCACAGUCAGGGGGUGCUCAGGCUUCAUCUGGGACAAUGUGGGGAAAAGUAGCUCCAUGUAGUCCCAUGGAAAACUCAGAAGUACAGUGCCUUUCUUGUAUCCUCAGGAUGAAGCCCACGAAGGCUUCCCUUUAUUUUUAAGUGAACUGAGGAAUCUAUUUUGGCUAAAAUCAUGGAUCAAGUGUAUCCAACUGAGUUGGAUGCUGACUUGUCCAAUCAGCAGCAGCAUUUGCACUGAUUACAAUCAUCCGUAAGACUGUAAAAAAUAUACUUAACCUAAAGCCUUAGUGUUCCUACUAUUAUAUUUAUUACUCUAAAUGUUCUAGCUGGAAUCUGGAUAGAGUAGUUAUGUUUUUAAAGGAGAGCCUUUGUAAGGCCUUUGUCAAGGUGUUAUCAUGUGCCUUAUGUUAACCAGUUAUUCAUGUGAAUUACAUAAUCGACCAUGGGAGAUUUUAGAUCAAAGUAAUUGUAUGUUGAAAAAAUUGAAAUACCUCCUCAAUGGAAGAUUGUCUUUCACGUCUUAUGAGAACACCAGCACAUUGAAUGUAUGAUUUCAGUACAAAAGCAUAUCACACAUUACCAACAAAUACUCUGACAGCUGUUGAAGGGAAAUGUGUGGCACUCACAAUGGUUUAACAAGGCAUUAUAGGUGAUUUAAUGACAAAAGUUAAACAGGAUGAACAAAGGUUAUUUCAGCACUAUUUUUCUGACACCCUUUUACAACAGGAUGUGAUACAGACGUGUGGUAAACAGACGCUGGUUUCACCGACAGACUCUGAAUGUGGCUACAGAUAGAUAUGAACAUUUAUUUGGUGCACAAACAGUAGCUGUUUAGUUCUUGACAUCUUAAAAAGGACAAAUUGGCAAUGAAUUUCUGGUAAAUGAAGAGUUAAGAGUUUUUUUUUUUAAACUAUAAAACAUGCCUGACCAUGUCACACUCCAAGAAAAACAGCCUGGAAGAAUGUAAGAGGGAAUUUUACUGGGAAAAUUCAGUCAGCCAAGAGUGAAAUAAUAAAACACAUUUGGAAAAGAUGAAGGAGAAAAAUGUGGCGGUGUUGAGCACUUACGAUAAAUCCUUAGCUGGACAAAUGAAAAAAAUUGACAAUCUCUUCCAAGCAGUAUAUUUCUGGCAGACUACUGCAGUCUCUAAAAUUCUUUCCCUUCUUACUUUUUACUCCCCAAUAUCAUCAGUAGAAAACAAUCAUGACCCAUGUGUUCCUACUUACCAUCAGCCGGUUUCACUUUAUCAAGUCCUGGUUUUACAAAGACAAGGCUUAGAUCAUUAGAUCUUCAUACCACUCAGCUCAGUUUACGAAUUUAACAGUUACAAGAUAUUUUACAGGGAAUGUUCAGGUACAUAUGUAGUUUCUUUUCAGUCUUUUUUUCUACUGGAUUUUUUAAACGACUGGGUGGCUGGUGUUGAUGAUCGGGUGGCCGAGGUGUUCAGUUUAAAAUAAGUCUGUCUUUAUUUUUUAGACUAAGCUAAUAUAAUACACCAGUCAACAAGUGCGUGUUUUAAUCAUAAUCAUGGUUAAACUUUAAAUGAUGUUGCACCAAACUUUAAAACAAGCUUAAAGUCAAGACUCAUUGAAUUUAAAGGCACAAUGUGUAACAUUUAGGUGGAUUUAGGAGGAGCUCGUUCCAAAGAAUGCAUAUGAUAUUUAUAAUUAUAUUUCGAUAAUAUAUCACAUGAGAACUAUAUGGUUUUCAUCUUGUUACAGUGUCUCAUGUAUUGUUCCCUCUACACUAGCAUGGGUAUUUUUCUAAACCGAUAGUUACUUUCCCUGUGUUUUUUAAGAAUUCUGCGCAACCAUAGCUCUACUAAGCCGUUUCAUUGGACUGUUGUCUUUGUCUCAGGCCACAUGCACUGGAGUGUAUUGAUUUAUUGUUGAAAUCGUGUCAUCUUUGUUAUGAUAGGUGGCGAUAUGCACUCUUUCAGUUUGUUAGUAUUGGGCUGUUUGUGGUUGAUUUAUAACAUCAAAAACUACUAGUCAGUAGCUAGCUAGCAAAUUAGGAACCCAGAUGCGAUUCAACUUCCCCUAUCAUAUCUUCAACUGCAACUUCACCACUAGAUGUCACUAAAUAUUUCACUUUCAACCUUUAAAUCUCUUUGACACAUGGGUUGAGGCUGUCCCUUAAUUUUGUCACAGGAUUAUUUUGCACAUAUAUUUAACAAACUUGAGGAUUAAAAGUUAAUCUUUUUUCAUUUUGAGAUACAUUUAAUGUUCAUUGCAACAUAAUUUGCAGUUGAACCAUGAUUUAAUUGUAUUCUAAAAGGCUGGUUUAACACUACACACACAUAACAGACUUAUAUCUGAGACCUUUGUGCAACUUGUCCCAGAUCUGUAAGUGCCUGCCAGGUUUGUGUGUCCCAAAAGUAACGUUGUCCAUACCAACCAUGAUGUCCUCUGUGGGCUGAGGGAGGCUCAGGAUCCCAGAGAGGCUUGGAGCUAUUAAACAGAAAUGUCACAGAAAGAAAUAGGGCUAAUGACACUAGCAAACACAUCCAGGAGGCCCUUCCCUACAAAGGUUGCUAUGGUUAGGGGUUCACAGUUACUUCCUCUGUGUUACGACAUGCUAUCUGCCUGUCACUGCACUGACCAGACAAGAAAAAGGGUACUGUGACAAAGUGGCAUUAUACUCGUACUGGUACUAUCUUGCAUUUUUUAAAGGUUGAUGUAAAAGCUAAAUGAAUCUAAGUAAACUGACUAUAAUGUAAAGUGAUGUGAUGUGAUGAUUGUGAAUCCUGCACUUUGGGUGAAAAUCCUUGGGAUUAGCUUUCCUUAGUAAGCGUGGGUCUUACAAAUCUGAAAGUGUGGUGUUGGAGCUCCUACUUUCUGAGUCUUAAAGUGUAUUUUCUCAUGUACAAGCUGUAGAUGAAACCAUUGAAACUUGACAACCUUUGAUGAGCCUGAUUUAGUCAUGUGAAUGUUUAAAAAUGUGUAUUUGUGAACAGCAGUGGAAAGAAUGAAAUGUCAACGAGAAUAAAUAUUUAUCAGACAAAA